Messenger RNA from Cydia splendana, 1274 nucleotides. RefSeq names its product diencephalon/mesencephalon homeobox protein 1-like. Lineage: Eukaryota; Metazoa; Arthropoda; Insecta; Lepidoptera; Tortricidae. The record is from RefSeq and is a predicted model, not a curated record. Gene Ontology annotation, molecular function: DNA binding; DNA-binding transcription factor activity, RNA polymerase II-specific. Bases 196 to 1266 code for a protein of 356 amino acids. Gene Ontology annotation, biological process: regulation of DNA-templated transcription. The transcript has 2 exons.
AUGAUAUUGAGUAAUGGAGACUGCGCUACUUAAUGUGUAUUAAGCACCAAAUGAUUAGUUAAUUAAUAUUUUACAUAAUUAAUUAAUGUAUUUGAACCAAACGGUAUAAAAAUGACCUUAUCAAUUUCUUUAAUUUAGUCGCUUUGAGAGUGCUGGGGAUAUAACCUUGUUUUGACGUGUUUUGUUCUAGUGAUCAUGAGAUACCUGUGUCUAAAUCAAGCCGGGCCGAGGAUUCCACACCAGGCUGAAGCUAUGGCUGAAAAUACAUCGAAAAGAAAGAUUGAACAAACUAUGGAAAACUACGAUAUGUCAGAGGAAAGCGUACCGAUGAAGAAGGCAAAACGUUUCCGCAGCGCCUUCACCACAGAGCAGAUCAAGUACCUGGACGCUGAAUUUAGGAAAUAUCCGUACAUCGGCAGCGCCCGACGCAAGGAGGUCUCCAGUGCGCUUAACAUCCCCGAACGAGCCGUCAAGAUUUGGUUCCAGAACAGGAGGAUGAAAGAGAAAAAAGACGUAACAACCAACAAUACCGAGUGCGACGAACAUAAACAUUCCAGAAAAAUAGACGCUGCUAACGAGCAAUUAAAUAAUGAGUGUACUGUUACAUCAACUAAUAACAGACAUUACGCUUCAUUACCACUAAUGUCAAUUAAGAAUGAGCCACCAAAACAUAUCGACAUUGCAAUAAAAAAGGAAUCUGAAUCUUUCCUCACAACCGACAACAAAGAUAUUCAAAAAGGAAAUGAAGAUCAUCAGCCUUCAGCAGAGUUUUCAACUAAUUUGUAUAAAAAAUAUAACAUCUUUUUUGGAAAUCAAGUUACCCAGCCCAAGCCUUUUCAUGAAAACGUAGUAGCAUCAAAGCCACCUACAAUGCAAAGCCCUAAAAGUGAAGUUAGCUCUACUAGUCUUUACGAGAAGCUGCCGCAUGAUCUGUCACGUAAAAGAAAACCUCAACAGAAACCGAUGAGUGUUGUGCAGAAUUUGCCAGGAGGAUAUUUUCCUUUGAACUUGAAAAAAUAUUACACUGAACCAUCGCUUCCUGUUGGAAGUAAUAUGUUAUGGAAGCCUAUUCAAAUGUUACCAAUAGUUCCGACGGCUGCGUCGAGCUCGGCGCCUGCGCGAGCGGCUAAGGAGUGUCACUGCGAGUGUAGAUGUCACCCCGCCUCGCCGUCGGCGCCGGUGCUGCUGCAGCAAGGCACACCGAACCCUUUGGCUCAAUAUGUACUCACUGCCUUACCUCUUCCAAACCCAUAUUAUAAGUAUUGAUGACAAAU